This is a messenger RNA of Trichophyton rubrum CBS 118892, 750 nucleotides long. RefSeq lists its product as uncharacterized. The transcript is spliced from 2 exons. The coding region runs from base 1 to 750 and encodes 249 amino acids. Lineage: Eukaryota; Fungi; Ascomycota; Eurotiomycetes; Onygenales; Arthrodermataceae. The record is from RefSeq and is a predicted model, not a curated record.
AUGCGACGAACCCUGGUUUUUUCCCAAGCAGCAGCCAUACCCAUUCUUAUCUGUCUACAGGCCAUAUCUGCAAGGCCCUUAGACCCUUCCAGACGAUCGGACAUAGCGUCCUCAUAUACCCUCCGCUCAAUCAAAGACCAGCCAAAAGGGGAGAAAGGAGUUAUUGAUCUCGAGAAGAAGGUGAAGCUUCUAAUAGGACUUUGUGCGGGAUUCGGGGCCCUUCUGUUUAUAUCUCUUAUUUUAUAUCUGAUCAUUCACAAAAGAAUGUGGUACCGAAAGCUAUUUUGGCGCGAAAAGGCCAGCCAGAGAGGCGAGAAUAAUGGAGCUUCACCAUCGACCCACCCUGAUUUCCCUUGUCAUCCUCUUUACCGGGAAGGGAUUCGAGCAGCGAGUACCCCAACCAGCCCCAAGCUGCCUGAGGCACAAAUUCCUGCUCCGUCAACCCCUUUCAGAUACCACCCUUAUCAUCCCCAACCACCAAAUGCAUAUUACCAGCCCGUAGAGGUUUACCGAACGCUUAUGCUACCUGACGAAAUACUGGAAACGCAAGCCGGCCAGGCACAUGGCUCCAGAACCGAUCUCUCGGUUGCAAAACGUUCCCAGGACGAACUCUCUACUACACCACAGAGCCGCUCAGAUGCCGCUGAAGUUGCUCCUCAUCCAGCUUUUAUCACACAUCCAGCUCAACUUCCGAUUCAUAGCCCACAGCCGCGUCGCAUGGGGCUGCCUGUGAGCCCCAAGCUCCAGUAA